GAAGCGGCGGCAGGAGGAGGCGGGCUGAGGGUGCACGGCACCGGGGAGGAGGAUGGCGCUGGGGAUGGCGGCGGCGCUCUAGCAGGAGGCGGCGCGGACACGCGUGGAUGUGGUCUCCGGCCCCCGAGCGAUCCGGCCCCGAGAUCUAACAAUACAAUGUCAACUGGAAGGGUACGAACGAAAAAAAAGGCAUGUUCUUCAGAUCAGUCUCCAGACAAUCUUCCUGUGAGGAGUUCUGGAAGACAGGUGAAGAAAAAAGCGGCUGAAGCAGCAGCAGAUGAUGAUGAUGAAGCAUCAGAGAAGAAAUAUAGGAAGUGUGAAAAAGCUGGAUGCACUGCAACAUGUCCUGUUUGCUUUGCCAGUGCGGCUGAAAGAUGUGCUAAAAAUGGGUAUACAUCUAGAUGGUAUCAUCUUUCCUGUGGGGAACACUUCUGCAAUGAAUGUUUUGACCACUAUUACCGAAGCCAUAAAGAUGGUUAUGAGAAAUACACUGCCUGGAAAAGGAUUUGGACAAGUAAUGGUAAAAGUGAGCCCAGUCCAAAAGCCUUUAUGGCUGAUCAACAGCUUCCUUACUGGGUGCAGUGCACAAAGCCAGACUGUGGUAAAUGGCGUCAGCUGACAAAGGAAAUCCAGCUGACACCACAAAUAGCAAAAACAUACAGAUGUGGUAUGAAACUGAACAAUUCCACCAAGACUGAGGGCUCAGACCAAUGUUCCAUGCCUGAGGACUUGAGAGUGGCUGAAGUUUCAGACCAUUGGUGGUACUCCAUGCUCAUACUCCCUCCUUUGCUGAAAGACAGUGUGGCAGCUCCCUUUCUAGCUGCAUAUUAUCCAGACUGCGUGGGCAUGAGUCCAUCCUGUACCAGCACUAAUCGGUUACCUGGUGAAUCCAACCUUGUGAAGUUAGAGCACUUAAAGAGCGUGCCUAAUUUGACUGUUGCAGGCAUGAACAAGUAUUUCCAGCCUUUUUACCAACCCAAUGAAUGUGGGAAAGCACUUUGUGUGAGGCCGGAUGUCAUGGAACUGGAUGAGCUCUAUGAGUUCCCAGAAUACUCACGAGACCCUACCAUGUACUUGGCGCUGAGAAACUUGAUUUUGGCUCUGUGGUACACAAACUGCAAGGAGGCUCUUACCCCUCAAAAAUGUAUCCAUCAUAUCAUUGUUCGGGGGCUUGUGCGUAUUCGCUGUGUACAGGAAAUGGAGAGAAUACUUUAUUUUAUGACAAGGAAAGGGCUAAUCAAUACAGGGCUUUUGUCAGUCGGUCCUGACCAGUACCUUCUUCCUAAGGAAUACCACAGCAAAUCUGUUAUUAUUGUUGGGGCUGGUGCAGCAGGAUUAGCAGCAGCCCGACAACUGCACAACUUUGGAAUUAAGGUCAUUAUCUUAGAAGCUAAAGACAGAAUUGGUGGCCGAGUGUGGGAUGAUAAGACAUUCACAGGAGUCACUGUUGGAAGAGGUGCACAAAUCGUCAAUGGAUGUGUCAACAACCCAGUGGCACUAAUGUGUGAGCAACUUGGCAUUAAAAUGCACAAACUAGGGGAGAAAUGUGACUUGAUCCAGGAAGGCGGAAGGAUAACAGAUCCCACUAUUGAUAAACGUAUGGACUUUCAUUUCAAUGCCAUCCUAGAUGUCGUCUCUGAGUGGAGAAAAGAUAAAACCCAACAUCAAGAUGUUCCUCUUGGUGAAAAAAUACAAGAAAUCUAUAAAGCCUUUAUUCAGGAGUCUGGUAUCCAGUUCAGUGAGCUGGAAGAAAAAGUAUUACAGUUCCAUCUCAGUAAUUUGGAGUAUGCCUGUGGCAGCAAUCUCUCUCAGGUAUCUGCACGCUCAUGGGACCACAAUGAAUUUUUUGCCCAAUUUGCUGGAGAUCACACUCUUCUAACUGUGGGAUAUUCAACUGUGAUUGAGAAGUUGGCAGAAGGGCUGGACAUCCGGCUGAAUUUCCCAGUACAGAGCAUUGACUAUUCUGGUGAAGAAGUGCAUGUCACUACUGCAGAUGGAACACUGUGGACAACACAAAAGGUAUUAGUGACUGUACCACUGGCCCUUCUUCAGAAAAAUGCCAUUCAGUUUAAUCCUCCACUGUCAGAAAAAAAAAUUAAAGCCAUUAAUAGUUUGGGAGCAGGAGUCAUUGAGAAGAUUGCCUUGCAGUUUCCUUACAGAUUUUGGGACAGUAAAAUUCAAGGAGCUGAUUUUUUUGGUCAUGUUCCACCCAAUUCUAGCCAACGUGGGCUCUUUAGUGUUUUCUAUGACAUGGAUCCAGAGGGCAAAGAAAGCAUUUUAAUGUCAGUGGUCACUGGAGAUGCUGUGGUAACCAUUAAGAAUUUAGAUGAUCAACAAGUACUGCAACAGUGUAUGACUGUACUCAGAGAGCUGUUUAAGGAGCAGGAGGUUCCUGACCCAGUGAAGUUUUUUGUUACUCGAUGGAGCAACGACCCUUGGCUCCAGAUGGCAUACAGCUUUGUGAAAACAGGGGGCAGCGGGGAAGCUUAUGACAUUAUAGCUGAAGACAUACAAGGAAAAAUUUUUUUUGCUGGUGAGGCCACGAAUAGGCACUUUCCUCAGACAGUUACAGGAGCUUACUUGAGUGGGGUUCGAGAAGCAAGCAAAAUAGCAGCAUUUUAAGUACUGAAAUUUUGUGUUUAUAGAUAUAUUUUUAAUUGUUUUCUGUGGGUAAAAUUAUCUUCAAGUUUCCUAUUGCUGCCUUUUUCCUACGUGGUACUUGAAAUAGUAUAUGGUACCUGAAGAUAAAAUCUUCAUCUUCUCCUCUUUCUCCUCCCACCCCAUUUUUAAGCCCUGAUGAUACAUAUUGUUGGAGGCUUUUUUCCAGCUAUGGUAUUACUAGCAGGAGUGACAUUGGAAUCCCUGACCACAGCUUAAGUAAGAGGACUUUUGUCGAGAGUCUUCUUCUGUAUGGCUCAAGUCAUGUUAUUGUGAACCUUCAUUUCAGAAGGUCAAAUUAAAACAAGACUAAGUUACAUACAGCAUUAAAAAUGCUGGCAGUUAGUUAUGAUGAUGGGAAUUUUCCACUAACUGUGCUUCUCAGGUUGAUUAUGCUCAUAGGAGUUCAUAUUGGCGUCCAAGAGCCUGAAUAGCCUAGAAAAAUUCUAGAAUUAUUGUAGGAAGGAACUCAAUGAUCAGUUUUCCCACUUGCAAUCAAUAAACUUUUCUAUAAUAUUUUUUCAUAUUCUUAGUUUCACUGAGUGGGCUUUGGAAUAUGAAGUUUGUUCCUUUAAUAAAUGAGCUGGAACAGUUUACAGUGCAAUCAUAGAAAGGUUAUUGUAGCUAAAUAAAACUUGAAAAAUUAACUUUUACAUUACUUUUAAAAACUUUGAAAUAUUCUCUGCUACUUAUUCAGAGGAAUUCUUGUUACAGUAAUAGGCUAGUAGUUUAGAUUUGCUCAUUGCUUCUUUGUCAUGUAGAAACAUUGUAUUUCUAUGAUUAUUUUGAAAACAAACUUCCAAAUUCAUUUGGGCUGAGUAGAGGAAGGAUCUACUGAUUUGAGUGUACAGUGGGGGGGGAAGGACUAAACUCAUUCAACUUUUAUAUUAAAAAAUAAGUGAAGAUGAAUGAGGAAAAAUAUUAACACGUUUAUGAAGGGCUGAAAGAUGGUGGCUUGCACUUUGACUUGAAGUUUUUUUUUUUCUUAUAUUAUUAGAAUAUUAUUAAAAAACCAUGAGGGACUAAUUCAGUAAAGGUUAAACAUCUAUCUAGUAGCUUUUCCAUGGGACAGGGAAGAAAAUACUUUUAACAGAAAUAAGACAGAUACAACAGAGAUCCUGAUUAUAAUACUGCUCCAGUAAAACAGUAUUAAUGAAAAAAAAUUAAAAUCUACUUCUAGAUCUCUUCCCUCAUACCUUCCCUAUAAAUUCACUGUUAUACAGACCUCAGACCUCAUGAUUUCUGAAAUGAACAUAAGCACUUAUACUAUUCACCCUCAUUCUCCUGCAUAGGCUUUUGUCUUUUGUCUUUUUUUAAUCCCUUCAUUUAGAAAUGACACAGCAAUUUUUAUUUUUUUUUUGAGUUCCAGUGCUUAUUUCCAUAAAGCUGUAUCCUUGGAAAAAAACAGGCAACCUUAACAAUAGGACAAGGGGACAUGGGCUCAAGCUCUGCCAGGGGAGGUUUAUGUUAGAUGUUAGGAAGAAAUUCUUUACAGAGAGGGUAAUCAGGCAUUGGAACGGCCUACCCAGAGAGGUGGUGCAUUCACCAUCCCUGGAGGUUUUUAAAGAGAGAUUGGACGUGGCCCUUAGUGCCAUGAUAUAGGAAUUGGAGUUGGAUCAGGGGUUGGACUUGGUGAUCUUGGAGGUCUUUUCCAACCCAAUCUAUUCUAUGAUUCUAUGAUUAAAAAUCAUAGAAUCCUAGAAUGUUAAAGGAGUUGGAAUAGACCUUAAAGAUCAUCUAGUCCCAACCCACCCUGCCAUGGGCAGGUUGCUCUGACAUGACCAGGUUGCUCAAGGCCUUACCCAACCUGGCUUUGAUCACCACCAGGGUUCUACUGAAUAAAUGCAAUUCUUCUUUUCAAAUACAUAAUGUUUUGUUUUAGAGUAGCUAUGAUAUUGUUAAAACCCCUUUAUUUAAUCUCUAAUUUACAAGGUGAAGAUGUUUAUAUAACUAGAUGUUUUUCAGAUAUAUAUUCUGUUCUGCUUCUUAAAGCUGGGUUAUAUGAAUUACUAGGAAAAGUGAAUUUUUUCAUAAUUUUCCUCUACAUAAAUGCUAGUAUGUACAGUUUUAAAGCAUUUCCAAGCAUUAAAUUGUAAUUUAAAGGCUAUAAGAAGCAAGACAAAGCCCUCUGAUGAUAAAAGAUAAUCAGACAUCAAAUUUUUCCUUUGGUAGUCAUUUGCACUUUGUUAGUUUCAUAUAUUACGGGCCACCUUAUGGCAUAACUAGGAAAGAUUGAGAGCUAUGUAUGUUUUGAGUAUCAAGUUUCUUUCCCUCUUUACCAUAUAUGAGAAAUUAUUAGCAGAGAAGCUUCUGGUGGUGGGAAAAAACUUAUUACUACAAGCCCAAAACAUUAUAUUCCAUGGCUGCUUCAGCUGACCUUGUUCAAAACUUCAGCUUAUUAACAUAUAAACAUGUCACAUUUCAGGUAGGAAUGGUCUUAAAAGUUUAGCUCAGCAUCCUUUUCCGCAGUCCAAAGUUUGUGUGAAUGUGCUUAAUGUCAUCCUGUUAAUUCGUAUUUGGGGUUUUCAAUCUACCAGCAACUUUGCAGGUAGAUAAAUGCUAUAUCCUAGAGAAGAGAGAUGGACAUGGACAUGAACAUGAACAAAUACUGUCAUAUUUGGCUUUAGAUGAUGCACACUUACAGCAUUACAAAAACAGAUAACAAAUGAUAAAUUUAAUCAAUGGCCUAGUUUAUAAAUUAUUUGUAUAUUAUUUUGGUGCCAGGGCACUUAAACUGUGUUGUGCCGCACUUAAUUUUGAGGAGUAAAUAAAAUAUGUUCCAUUUUAAUUUACAUUCACUUGAAAUAUAUAAGAACAUCAGGCUGGUUCUGAGACUUCAUUCUUUAAUGUUGCCCAAAAUUUUUUUUCAUAUCUAUGUUAAAAUUUAUUUCAAGCAUGUAUGUGUUUUGUGUUUAAUUUAUUCCCUCAAAUAAAGAACUGGGGAAUGUUUUCUUUGAGUAGAUUUGUUUAAAUGUUAUUAAAAAAAAAAAGAUUUGAAUGCAGAGCAUGAUCUGUUACAAUUCUUCUGUGUGACUAUGUUAUGGCAGCAGAAUAAAACUGGAAAGUAUUCACAGGA
Pseudopipra pipra is the source of this 5734-nucleotide messenger RNA. RefSeq names its product lysine demethylase 1B (gene KDM1B). The transcript has 22 exons. The record is from RefSeq and is a predicted model, not a curated record. Gene Ontology annotation, biological process: negative regulation of transcription by RNA polymerase II; positive regulation of transcription by RNA polymerase II. Bases 157 to 2622 code for a protein of 821 amino acids. Gene Ontology annotation, molecular function: zinc ion binding; flavin adenine dinucleotide binding; oxidoreductase activity. Lineage: Eukaryota; Metazoa; Chordata; Aves; Passeriformes; Pipridae.